CUGAAGCUAUUGACAGUUCCUUGUAUUAGCAAACUAAAGUAUCCUUUUCUAUUGAUGUAUGAGUCUUGAUCAUUUUUUGGCCUCCGAAUUCUCACAUGACAUCCAUCAAUUGCUCCAAUUACAUUUUGACUGCCAAAUUUGGUGGCGAAAGCUUUAGAUAUAACUUCUGUUUCCUCCUGCGUUGGCCACUUAAUGUACUCAGUACGUAGAGACAGUAUACAAUUUAAUACCCUUUCAAUUACACGGUGAGCAGAGCUCAGUGACACAUCAAAACGAUCAGAAACCUGCCUAAAUGAUUCCGUGUUUCCAAGGUACCAUAAUGUCAUAAGCAUGGCCUUUUCACUUGAUAUUUUCAUUUUUCCGUGUUCAUGAACAGGGAUGAAACCACUGUUUUCCAGUCUACUAGCUAACUGGUACACUAUUAAUUUGUGCAUUCGAAAAUGCGAUUUAAAUGUUGUUUCACUAUAAUUUACAACUACUCUUUCAAUAUAUCCUUCAAUUCGUACAAUUCUAGCAUAUUCCUCAACCUCAGAAUCAGUACUACUUUCACUACUGCUCCCACUAGUUUCUGGACCUUCCAAUAGAUUAAUAAUGACUGGUAAUAAAUCCAUAAUUAACUACAAAACCAAUUUUUAGGUUAGGUGUUUUUUGGUAAACAAAAUGAGUGUUCCAUUCAACUUCAGAAUAGAGUAGUUGGGAGUGGUUCACUUAAAAUCUUAGAUCAUUUGAAAGGAAAGCGGCUAAUGUUGGGUUGUUACGGUACACGCUGUAUAUUAUGUAUAGAUCGGGUUUUCCGUAAGUUAUCUCUCCGUUCCCACUUACAAAUUUUCGGCGCUCACAUACACCGCGCCAAAAUUGGGCUUUUCCUCUUUCGUUGUCAACCAGCGGCACGAGUGCUAUUGCUCGCUCGAUCAUACAUUUUUCAAUCUAUAAAGACGUGAGCCUUCACAAGGUUUUUCCUUUUGUGUUAUUGCUGCAUUUGGAAUUCCAAUUACGUCUCCGAGGCCAAUAAUCUUCGACGCCAAGGGUAGUAACCAGUGGUGGACACAAUAACACCCCGUUCCCGCGAUGGCCACGCGAGGAAGAGCGGCCACCCCUUAGUGACCACCGUCGUCGCGCAUGAUGGUCACCUUCUAAGUUCUAAUAAAGCACGCCAAAGACAUCACGACACCCAGCUUAACAUCAUACAGUCGUAUUGGCCGGAUUACGUAAUUAUAUAGACACCUAGAAUCAUAGUUAACAAAAAGUAGCUCACUUGUACGCCUUAGUUGUUUAUUAUUGUUAAUCUUAUAAUUAAAUAUUAUUAAAUUUAACUACAUGUUAUGGCCAGUGAGUAACAUUGCUCGUCGUUGAUCCACGGCAUUUGGCCGACCCCUUUUUUUUAUUUUCUUUAAAGCGAGGCCACUGGGCACUCGCUACAAAUGGUAGCAGAGCGUAACGUAAAUUUUAUUGUUGUAAUCUUUAUCAAAAUUGUUGGUGUAUUGUGAGCUACGAUUAUUUUUAUGUGUUGUUUAUGCAAUAACCUUGUGAUAAUUUAUCGAUUUUAUUUGUCGCGCUUGUACCGAUCGAUCAUAUUUAUGCAGCAUGUGCGGUUGAUAGUCAAUUAGAUAUUUUACUCGUAUAGGUAUUUUCCGCGUUUUAAGGUUUCUUUCAUACUGACAGUUAUUAUUUUACAUAACUUCUUUGAUGCCACCUCCUAUUACGCGUAGCACCGCAAAAGGUGUCACCUCAGUUUCGAAAUUUUCCACACCUGCGGUAGCCAACCCUAAACAACUGUUACAAUUCCCAAAAGGUAGUCGGGUUGCUAGCAUGACUGAGCAGGAACUCCUAACUGCCUUUCAACGCCUUAAAGAGGUUCCAGAUGAGUCUCCGCAGGCAAGUACUGCCAGUACUGUCAAUUCUUCGGUACAUUCGCAACGUGUACUCACCGCCCCUACUUUGAAAACGAAAUCUAAGAAAUUACUAUCUCCUAAACCUAAACCAACUUUGCCUAAUUCAUCAUUAAUUGUAAAUUCACUUGCACAAGAUAUUCAAACUACCAAUCAAAACUGCUCCGAAAUUUUGAAAGUCGCAAUUGAGGCAGCAGACAAUAUCACCUCGUACCAUAAGAUUAAGUUCAAAGUUGACUCGAAUAAAUUAAUAUCGAAUGUUCCUACAUGUAGCCAUAACAAUCCCCAGGCUAUUGUGCUUUUUAUCGAGGCAGUAGACAAGAUUUUCAAGCUCCCAAACGUCGAUAGUUUAAGUCUUCUGAUCGCGUUAUCGAUUAAAGUGGACGAUCACAUUACAGAAUGGUGGUCUACUAUGAUGAGUAAACCGUGGACUGAGGUGAGGGGAGCUCUUUUCUCUAAAUACAUAAAUAAUUCAGAUAUAAUCCUAAUGUGCGAUAAAUUUAUUAACCGUUUGCAAAGGGAGGACGAGUCAUUUGAAUCCUUCGUUUUGGAUAUUAAGUCAAAAUUUUGUGCAUUAAACCUUACGUAUCCCGAAUCGCACCUAAUUUCAAUAAUUUGGGCACAUUGUAGCAAAAAAACCUUUGAUGUAAUCAAACAUUUUUACGAACCUUCCACGUUUAGUGAAUUGGAUACAAUAAUUUACAAAAUUGAAUCAAUCGCCAGGAGAGAGGAAAAUUUUAAGCACCCUAAUUCUUUUGAUAUCGUACCCACCAUUAGUCCUCCUGUAAACUUUCAAUCUCGACCACCGCCGCCGGAGCAAAAGCGUGCACAAUUUUGUAGAUACUGUCGGAAUUACGGUCAUUUAUUAAAUGAAUGUCGCAAACUCAGUAAUAAAAAUGAUAGCUAUCCAAAAAACUAGUUUGCCUUUUUAGCCUCA
Molecule: messenger RNA, 2826 nt
Organism: Photinus pyralis (common eastern firefly)
Lineage: Eukaryota; Metazoa; Arthropoda; Insecta; Coleoptera; Lampyridae
Exons: 2
Coding region: 1687-2808 (373 amino acids)
Molecular function (GO): nucleic acid binding; zinc ion binding
Source: RefSeq, a predicted model, not a curated record